UCAAGACCUUAAAAAAAAAAAGAACGAAAAAAUAUGAUUAUCCACAACCAGAAGCUAUAUAUAAAAGCCAAUAGUUUUCCAAAACCUCAUCUUUUCGUUGAUUCUUCCCAGCUCCGAAAUCACAACCUCUGCAAAUUGAACGGAGCUAAGCAGAAUAGAUGUCUAAUCUUUUCUCUCUGAACUCUUCAUUCUCCCCUGGGUUUCCCUUUCCGACAAGAACUUCAAAACAGCUUCCUCUGUUGACAAAUCCCACUUACCAGUUUAAAAAACCGAUCUUUUUAGCCUCUGUUCUCUCCACGAAAACUUCUGACCCACAAAUUCCACAGUCAGUUCAGACAUUCUGGGAGUGGCUUCGUGAUGAAGGCGUGGUUUCAUCCAAGACUCCAGUAAAGCCAGGUGUUGUUCCCGAAGGUUUAGGACUCGUUGCCACCAGGGAUAUUGCCAAAAAUGAGGUCGUUUUGGAGGUCCCAAAGAGGUUCUGGAUCAACCCUGAUGCUGCUGCGUCUUCAGAGAUUGGAAGUGUUUGUUCUGGUUUGAAGCCUUGGAUUUCUGUUGCUCUCUUGUUGCUCAGGGAAAAGACCCGGGAGGAUUCUAAGUGGAAACAUUACUUCGGAGUUCUUCCACAGUAUACUGAUUCCACAAUUUUUUGGUCAGAAGAGGAGCUUGCUGAGCUUCAAGGUAGCCAACUACUAAGCACAACGUUGAGUGUAAAAGAAUAUGUACAAACUGAAUUCCAGAAAGUGGAAGCAGAAGUUAUUCUUCCAAACAAACGGCUUUUCCCUUUUCCAAUUACAUUGGAUGACUUCUUCUGGGCAUUUGGGAUGCUCAGAUCAAGGGCAUUUUCCCGACUACGGAAUCAGAAUCUCGUUGUUGUCCCCUUCGCAGACUUGAUUAACCACAGCGAUCUUGUUACAACCGAAGAUCAUGCCCAUGAGGUUAGAGGACCAGCAGGUCUGUUCUCCUGGGAUUACCUAUUCUCUCUGAGGAGCCCAUUAGACUUAAAGGCUGGUGAGCAGGUCUUUAUCCAAUAUGAUUUAAACAAGAGCAAUGCUGAUAUGGCUUUGGACUAUGGGUUCGUGCCAGGAUCUAGCCGUGAUGCAUUUACGUUAACUUUGCAAAUCUCAGAGUCAGAUGAGUUUUUUGAUGACAAACUGGACAUAGCUGAGAACAAUGGUUUAGGUGCAACUGAAUACUUUGAUAUAAAAUUAGAUUGCCCUCUUCCACCAAUGAUGCUUCCAUAUCUUCGGCUGGUGGCGCUUGGGGGAACAGAUGCAUUUCUUUUAGAAUCAAUUUUUAGAAAUGCUGUUUGGGGUCACCUUGAGUUACCAAUUAGCCGUGCCAAUGAGGAACUCAUCUGUCAAGUGGUUCAAAAAGCUUGCAACUCUGCACUUUCCGCCUACCCCACCUCCAUUGAGGAGGAUGAUAACUUAUUAGAGGAAGGAAAUCUUAGUACAAGGCAUAUGAUGGCUGUUAAGAUAAGAGCAGGAGAGAAAAAGGUUCUGCAAUAUAUCAGCAAACUCUUCGAAGAGCGAGAAGCAGAGUUGGCUGGUUUGGAAUAUUAUCAAGAGAGGAGGCUCAAGGAUCUUGGUUUAGUAGGGGAGCAAGGUGAAAUAAUCUUCUGGGAGUCGCGCUAGCAAUUCAGGCCAUUACGUAUUUUCUUUUCUUCUUUGAAGGAUUAUGCUGUAUAGGAAGUGGAAGAAUCAUCAAUGAGUUCAACUCAGAUUUGAUGUGAUUUCCACCAGUUCAGAAAGAAGGUGAAGUGAAAUUUGGUAUUUAAGCUAGUUUUCAAAAUCCCGAUCCGGAUCUUAGAAUCCUACGAUCCUGCGAUCCGAAAUUAGGAAAUCGAUCAUGGAUCUUAUGGAAUCUUUCUUUGUAGUGGGAUUUUAUAGAAUCUUUCAAAAUCUCAAUCCAAAUUGUAAAAUCCUACGAUCCAGCGAUCCCAUUGAUUUUGUCGAGAUUUGUACAAAUUGUUGAUUUCGUAAAGAAAAGAGAGGAAAAUAAUUAAAAAUAUAUAUAAAAAUUAAAUUUUUGAG
Messenger RNA from Oldenlandia corymbosa var. corymbosa, 2033 nucleotides. The record is from the annotation of a GenBank genome assembly. Lineage: Eukaryota; Viridiplantae; Streptophyta; Magnoliopsida; Gentianales; Rubiaceae.